Molecule: messenger RNA, 819 nt
Organism: Rhodotorula toruloides NP11
Lineage: Eukaryota; Fungi; Basidiomycota; Microbotryomycetes; Sporidiobolales; Sporidiobolaceae
Product: prohibitin-1
Exons: 8
Coding region: 1-819 (272 amino acids)
Biological process (GO): mitochondrion organization
Cellular component (GO): mitochondrion; membrane
Source: RefSeq, a predicted model, not a curated record
AUGGCAGCAAUCAACGCACUCAGCCGCCUCGCCGUCCCCGCCUUCAUCGGCGUCUCGCUCGCCAAUGCCAGUCUCUACGACGUUCCGGGUGGUCACCGUGCGAUCCUCUUCGACCGCUUCUCGGGUGUCAAGGAGGAGCCCAUCAACGAGGGAACGCACUUCCUCAUCCCCUGGCUGCAGCGUCCGAUCCUGAUGGAGACUCGCAUCAAGCCUCGGAACAUCUCGACGACGACCGGCUCGAAGGACUUGCAAACCGUAUCGCUCACCCUCCGUGUCAUGUUCCGCCCCGACAUCCGCCAUCUCGCAACCAUCUACCGUUCGCUCGGCACGACCUACGACGAGCGUGUUCUCCCCUCCAUCGGUAACGAGGUCCUGAAGGCGACGGUUGCGCAGUUCGAUGCGGCGGAGCUCAUCACCCAGAGGGAGGUCGUUAGCGCGCGGAUCAGGGAGGACUUGCUGCGCAGGGCUGGCGAGUUCAACAUCAUCCUCGAGGAUGUCUCUUUGACCCACAUGACUUUCGGCAAGGACUUCACCCAGGCCGUUGAGCAGAAGCAGAUCGCGCAGCAGGAGGCUGAGCGUGCCAAGUUCAUCGUCGAGCGGUCCGAGCAAGAGCGUCAGGCAGCCGUCGUCCGCGCCGAGGGAGAAGCCGAGGCAGCCACAAUCAUCUCGAAGGCGCUGUCAAAGGCGGGAGACGGUCUCGUUCAGUUCAGGCGGAUCGAGGCGUCGAAGGAGAUUGCGGGCACCUUGGCGAACGGCCGCAACGUCACCUACUUGCCUGGAGGCGGCAACGUUCUCUUGCAGGUCCCCUCGCAGCAGUAA